CACGACUUGGGUCUCUCUCUCUGGCAAUUUUCAAAACGCUGGCGCGGCCACGGUGAAGAAAUUGUUUGCACGAGCGCGCUCCUCCGUUCUGGAACUUGUAGAAAUACUACAUGUGUCUUGCAUCCUUUUCUGGCGCACGUCUUGCCGCUUGCACCACACAUUUUUGGCGCGUUCACUCUAGCUGACAAGUAAACGUCUGGAAAGGCCCUCGUCCACGUUUUGUUUGGCUUCGGUCCUCUGUCAUCCGUCUUCUGUAACUCUAGAAGAAACUGUCGCGCAGGCGGAGAACUCGUGCAACAAUCGGGAAAUCCGCGCGUGUCACGGCUUCCCUGCAAGGGCUGGUCUGGUUUCUUCCGGGCGCCGUUGCACGAGCACUAGCCCCCGUUGUCGCAAUGCCUCUGAGAUGUUCAGAAAUCUGUGUUUGCCGUGCUCUUUGAGGAAAAUGAGGCUCGUUUAAAGAAGAAACAGACGGCUCGUGGGAACUUUUGCGAGCGCGCGAAACGCCAAGCCCGAAAAAAAGCCGUCCAGCCAACGCUUGAGCUCGAAAACGACUUCCUUGGAUUCCAUGGUCGUCCUGAUAAUCCGCUUUCUCUUCGUCCAGAGUUUCAAGGAAAGCAGUAAGCCCCUAAAGCCCAAUGAGAACGAAAUCCUUUCCUGCUUUGUAGAAAAUCGGUUCGUUUGUGUGCACGAGAACGCGUGGCCCGCAAGCAGCCACCUUGGAUAUGUUUUCGCUUCGUGGACGAAACAUUAGCCGUUGUGGCGACGCGACGUUUACUCGAUCUCACCGCUGUUCUGUGAGACUGCCGCAACCGUGCGGUGUGGUUGCUGUCUGCUCUGAUGUUUUCGUCUUUCGAAGGAAAAUUUGUGUUGUACAGAAGCUAAAGGGUACCUGGCGGUGGAUUCCGCUUUCAUUCAGUUCAGUGACAACUUUUCAAAAAGAGCGCGAGAACAGCGUCAACUCGCUUGAACAGUCGAGGAGCCCGCGAUGGGAAAGCGAGUCACCUCGACCACUUGCUUCACGGACGUGCCCAUCGGCGACAGAAACGUCUUACGUCCCCCAUAUAGUGGCUUUCAUCUGGAAGGGCCUUCACAUUUAGCGCGCGUUCUCUCCCAUUGAGUGGUCUUGUCGACUACGUAUCACCGUCAUCGAGCUCGUCUAGCUCCAGGAGCGCGUGCACAGGCACGAAAGAGCUACGCGUCCCCUUCACCUGGUCGAUCCGAAAAACAGCGGAUUUCCUUGGCGCAUUUCGAGAGAGUGUGUGUUCAGCGCACCUCUCGUUUUUCGUCUUAUGUAGUUCUGUUUACUGCAGCCGUGUCGUUAAAUGUCUUCGUACAUUCGUUGCGUAUCUCCUCGUUUCUUCUGCAGUAGAACUCUGAGUAGCUUCUCUCAGCGAGUUUUCGUCUCAGCGACCCAAAGGGCGCUGCUUCGUCUCCAGUGCCUGUACGACACGUCAUUUUCUCUGCCCCUUCCUCCAUUUCUUCCACAAUCCUUGGCAUAAUUCUUGUAGACUCAGCGGGGAAGCUGUGCGCGGACUUCUCGCGCUCGUUUCGCCUCCGUUUCAAAGUCCCAGUAGAAUGAGUGACAACUGAUGGCUAGAUUCCUUUCCGGCCUUUCGGAGCGAGUCGUCUCGCGCCUUUACUUUCGUCCUCCUGAUUGUUGGCGUCGCGCCUAGACUGCCCUUCAAAUUGUUUAGUUUCCAAAGACUUGACAUUGCUUUGCAGCUAUUUGUCUCUCAUCUUGGAGAACCGAUACGAAACGUUCAUGCCUUCCGACUUUUCGCCCCAAUCGCGUUCUCCGCCCUUGUGAUCCCUCGUUAAAAGGCUUGAAGCAGUCGCUGAGCGUUCUUGCGUUCUACGCAUUCUCCCGCAUCACCCUGCCUUCGUCGUCCGAUUUUCAGACUAUGUUGACAGUGUCAAACAGCCCGUCGGACAUGCCGAGCACUCCGAUGAGGAGUGCGGGAAGUCAGGCCGCCCAUGUUUCGCCACUGUCGACUCCGACAGGCAGAGUUGGAGACAAGUCCGCGCAUGUGUGGAGCAACAGCGGCAGUGGGUCAGGCGUCGAGGAUGGCGUCGCUUCGUAUGAGGGCGGCCACCAAUCCGGUUCCGUUACGGCGCAUCAGAAGCGUUUCAGGGCGCAGAGUCGCAACAUCUCGAGCGCAAAAAGCGGCUCGACCAAGAAAGGCUCCUCCAGCGCGGCGGCCGAGAGCUCGGGGACUCAUAUUGUUCGCGGCCUUCUCGCAGCGGCGAACGCUUGCCAGAACAGUGGCGCGUGUUGGCCAGACAAUCGAGUUCUUCAGUUCGGGGCCGGCGGCGCGUCUGCCAGUGGUGCGUUGAACGCUGUCGUCUCAGACCCGCGCUUCUUUCUGCAUGCGAAGACGCCCGAAUCCAUGUGCAAGAACGGAAGCGCCUCCCAGCCGGUCUGCGGGACAGGAAGCACGCGAGUCGGCACGCACCUCACCACUCCCGGAAGCUCUCAACACCCCAUGGAACUCCAUGGUGGAGUGCCUAGCGACUCGGCCGUCGGAGCAGUUCGCCGCGCACUGGAUCAGUGGUUCGGAGUUAGCAGCAGCGGCUCGGACUCUGGCGCCGGCGGAUCCGUCCCCGGUUUGGGAAGCUCUCGGAACCACCUCAUCACAGAGGCGAUGCUUGCUGGCAGCGUCGCGGCGCUCGGCGCGGCGGAUUCUGCAGGAAGCUGGCCCCCUGUGCCCUUCUUGGGUGGCGCAAACACAGCAAGGGGAGACCGUGCCACCGCAAGUCCUCCCGCCUCCGUCGCUGGCGCUUGUUCAGGCACCUCCGUAUCCUGUCGGAGCUUCUGCCGAGGCGCAUCCUGCGAACCCAGCAAGAAAUCCACCGAUGCAUCCAAGCACGCUGCUGGGUCCACUCAAACGCACGCCAAGUCCUCCGAUGUCAGCCUUUCAGGUCUCUCAUCCUCGCAAGGCAGUGUGUCCUCCACCAAGAGAAGCACGCAGACAAAAGCUGGCCCGAAGGUGGCAGCAGAGAGUGGUGUCGUCCCGACAAUUGAGGCGGGCAGCUUGCCGCUUUACCGAGGUCCUGAUCCGCUUCCCACGUGCUUGUAUCGGCGCCUAUAUGACCCUUUGGGGCCGGUCAUGUUUUCCUUUCCGCCUCUCCAAGGGGCGCAGCAUGCGCGCGCUGAGAUUCGCUUGUGGCCGCGAGACGUGGACCGCGUGAUUUCGCAAAACAGCAGCAAACGCAAAGUUCACAGGGCCGUCUGGCUGUCUCCGGUUGAGCCGAAGAUCGCAUUUCCUGUCGCGCUGAAGUUUGUCGAAGACGGAAACAUUCGCGACGGCCGGAGCAUCAAGCGCGAAAUCGAGUGUCAUCUGUACAUCUAUCAGCGCCUGGGUCAGCUGAUGGCAGGCAAGACGUACAACAGGUUGGAGGACGCCUGGCCGUGCGCUGAAAUGUUUGGAUACUACUUGGACAAGAAGAAUCCGGGAAUGUCUGUUUUGGUGACGCGGAAACUGUCCGGCCCUGAUUUCUUCGACGUGAUCCGAACCGAGCACACUUCCACUUUCAAUGCCCGCACAGCGCUUUUGUACGAACAGCAUAAGUUGCAGUGGUGUCUGCUGGCCAUGGAACGCAUUGCGCAGUAUGGUCGCCUGGGAAUUCGCCACAACGAUAUCAAGCCAGACAACAUUGUGCUGGACUUCUACGCCACUCCUGACUCGAACGAGCGUCUCCUCGACGUGAAGCUCAUCGACCUCGGGACCGCGUCAAUGCAGCAUGCGAAGGAUUUUACUGGAGGGACGUCGUGGUACGAGUCUCCGGAGCAGAAGGUUCUGGAGUUCCACACAAAGAAGCAGCGAAACUUGGAGGCAGCAAAGCAGAUCGACAUUGGUCUGCCGUCCGAUGCCUGGGGCGCGGGACUCUCGAUUACAGAAGUCCUCAUGGGUCGUCGCGUGGUAGAUGUCAUGAAGCCGCCACUCGGGCCGGGCCCUCUGGAUUUCCGCGGAGCUGAAGGUUGGGCUGUGGAGCCUAAAGACUGGGUUCACUGCGCCCGUCAGGCUCUGGGUCUUGACCGCGAGCAUCAGCGCUUCCCGCUGUGUGCCGAGGCAGCCCGCCUUGUCUUCUCCAUGCUUGUGCGCCCUAAGCCGGCGAUGCGCGCCACCGUCGAAGACGUCCUUCCUCAUCUCCGGCUCUUCGCAGACGAAGCGACUUUCCAGGCGAUGAGAAAGUACCAGGAGCCAGCUCCUGAAACGAGCAGCGGCUCGAUGCGAGGGUCUUGCGUCGCGUCAUUCUCGCACCAGUCCUGAGUGAUGGCUAAGGCUCUGUGAUGCCCGACGCCAGAUCUACAGCCGAGGGCGGCACCCCACAGAGAGAACGGAGGAAAGGACCUGUUGAUGAACGUUUUCAUGUGUUUUUGUUAGGGAGACUAUAUGUAGGUAUCAUCAAGCAAGGCGCAAGCGAAUCCCGUGUGACGCGUGCGCACACUCGUUCUCUAGUAGCUCGCUCCCUCUGUAGCGAAAAAACAGUAGACGCAAAGGACCGAAGCAAUGAAAAAAGUCGCUGCGGUGACAAGGCAAGCAGGAGGCCCUAGACCUACAUGGAAGGGCGCAGCCACGGAGGUCCAGAGUGUGGAGCUAAAAGAGAUGAGAAGGAUGGCUGGCGCCAUGCUCGUCAGAAGCGCGUGGGCAUAUAUUUGGAGUCGCAUUGAGAUGCUCCAGCGAUUCAAGGGGUACGCAAUGCAGAGACUCUGGACAUACUGAUGAUGACGAUUUUCCGGUUUCGGGGAACAACAAGGAUCCGACGAAAGGGAUCGGUCAGCAAAGAGCGAAGGAGUUUCGCGACGAACUAACUGUCGAAGGAAAGUGGCAGUCUUUUUUCACCAGCAGUUCCCUUGUAUAGACUCUUCAUUCGAUGUCGCUUGCCUAGCAAAACAAAGACUACACACUCAACUGCUUGGGAAUAACCUACGGUGUCUAAUGCACUACUGCAGGGAUCAUAAACAACGGUGUUCACUGUACGUUCUUCGCAACGUUUACAAAUGUAGUCGGUUUCCUUUUGGCGAACUCAGUUUUCAGCUUGUCUCAUCUCGAUGCCCCUUACUAAAGAUGUCCGUCUUUGUGCUUUUAUGUCUCGCACCAGUCACACUUUCGGGGAUAUGUACAUGCUGCGCCAUUAAUAAAGAGGGAAUUUCUGAACAAACGGCUCUUGUGUAUUUGCUUUCGUCUUCGUACCUCAAACGAAUACAACAAUCUACGCGUGCAUACCAUCUCGUUUCUUUGCGGGCUCUUGGUCAGGUGGGCUCGCGGAUUCGGGAGAUCGUUCCAUGUAUGUAUGUGCUUGGUGUCAGCUGGCCAUGCAUGUAUCCAUAUUUUCUUGAGCAUAUUUCAGCCUACAUGGUUUCUGAAAAAUGUAUUGUGAUUUUUCAGAGAAGGAUAUAUAUAUAUAUAUAUAUAUAUAUUUCUUGUCGCCGGUGUGUCUGGCACCGUUGCAAAUGAAUUGCAAGGUUCUUGUCUAUCCGCAAAUGUUAUCUCGUUCUUCGUUGUUCUUUCUUCGCUACUGGGACGAAUUCUUGACAUUCGCUUGGGUUUUGCUCUCAAGCGGCUUUAUGAGAGAAACUAAUUUUUUUUAACGCUAUGAAAAUGAAAAUCAGUUCUUGCAGGUCGUGCGGCUCUUGCGGGGCCUCUCAGUCAUUUUCAUGUUGUUUACUUCACUGGUGGAUUUGCACACCGAAGAGGAGGGGAUAUACACGUUUGUGCAUUCGCUUUUCACAGCAAUGGCUCUUAGGAAUUGCAUUCGCUCGGAACCCUUUUAUGUAUACCCUCUUAGCUAUUGUACUUCCAAAUCGUACGCAGUGAUAAUGAACUCGUGCCUUCUACCAUCUGAAUAGUUGUAGUGUGGUACGAAACAGCAGCACUGUGGAAUAAAAGAGGCAUGCCAGUCACUCACGAACCAACUGCGGGUUUUCAUCCCUUUGUCAGCAUUUCCUACUCUGUUUUUCCUAAGCUGCCCAAACUUCUGUGGCAGUCCAUUCACGCAGGUAACGGCGUUUUCGAU
Molecule: messenger RNA, 6018 nt
Organism: Toxoplasma gondii ME49
Lineage: Eukaryota; Apicomplexa; Conoidasida; Eucoccidiorida; Sarcocystidae
Exons: 6
Coding region: 1902-4271 (789 amino acids)
Biological process (GO): protein phosphorylation; mitotic DNA damage checkpoint signaling
Cellular component (GO): cytoplasm; nucleus
Molecular function (GO): ATP binding; protein serine/threonine kinase activity
Source: RefSeq, a predicted model, not a curated record